Messenger RNA from Coccidioides immitis RS, 1258 nucleotides. RefSeq lists its product as uncharacterized. The transcript has a single exon. Lineage: Eukaryota; Fungi; Ascomycota; Eurotiomycetes; Onygenales; Onygenaceae. The record is from RefSeq and is a predicted model, not a curated record. The coding region runs from base 424 to 795 and encodes 123 amino acids.
AAAAAGAAUAAAUAAAAAUUCUUCGAUUAAAAGCAAAAGCUUAAAGCAAAUCCCUCGUCGAUGGUUCGUGUCGGAAGUUAAGAUAGCUGCAUAACGAGGAGAACUGGUCAGCAGGGCCUGUUGACGGCGUACAAGAUGCACACCCUCCAGCCCACCAGAUGAACAUAUUCUUUUUGACCCUGAGGAAUGGCAUGCUGAAGACGAGGGACCGUCGUCAAAUGUUGUGCAAUGCAAUGUAAUACAGUUCCAAUGAAAGUCGCUACAGCCAAAAGAAAAAAGAAAGCAGGGCUUCUGCCGAACAGUCUUGUAUGUACAAGAAAGGUUUGACCGCCAGAUUAAAUCAUUCCUGAUGCAGGAUGAGGAACCUCUCAAACCCCAUGGCGAGCUGAAUGGAGACAGCCCGCCUGGCUGAAUUGAUCAGAGAUGCAACGGCUUCUCAGGACGUUGGUGAGUCAGCUCUGCGAACGGGGCGUAAACACAUUCCAACCCGGAACGCCGCCCCAGGACGCUUUCGGCUGGUUCGCCAAAGUCCGACGUCUGACCCUGCUACUACCCCGUAUUGCUUCCCAAGUAUGGAGUAUGGGGUUUAAUAUUUUCGAAAGAAUAUGGAGCAGCUUCACAUCCUCCAGAACCCGAGGAGGUCACUUUAAAAAAAGACAAUGUCAAAGUGUGGAGAAAACGCGCGCACCGGUGGCGAGAUCUGUCCGGCGCUGUGUGGUCCGGGAAUAUGAAACAUGCUUUGCUGUCCUUUCAGUCCGGAGUAUGGGCAACGAAGAACACCAGGACGACCCUUGAUAUUGAUCUAGAAGGCAAAAGGCUUGCAUGACCCAUGUGUGUUUUGAGACUUGGCCAGCGAGCACACAGCCAAUGAGGCCGGCGCAGGUUGUGCUAACAGGAAAUACCGACGCUCGUGUUGGGUGGACUGCGUCCCCUUCGCAAGUUUCCGCAACAGUUGGCAGCACGUCCUCGCUACAAAUUAUGCAUACUAAUGCACCGAAAGGGAUUGGUCGCUUGGCUUCGAAAAAGGUGGGAGGGAAAAUCCCAUCGAAGGUCCGCUGCUAACUCCGCAAAUCUUGAUUUUCGGCCUCUCCCCUGGAAAGUAAAAUAGCAAAAACAGGUUCAUUUGCCUGUAAAAAAAGGUGAUAGCCAGACAAGCUGAGGGCUCUCCUCGACACCCCCCCCCGCGGGCCCAUCUGGAGCUGGAGGAGAAGAGAGGGGGGGGAGGAUGAAAUGAUCUGCCGCUCUCAGGCUCAAUCAG